Messenger RNA from Fundulus heteroclitus (mummichog), 3376 nucleotides. RefSeq names its product Golgi phosphoprotein 3. The coding region runs from base 263 to 1147 and encodes 294 amino acids. Gene Ontology annotation, biological process: Golgi vesicle budding; Golgi organization; retrograde vesicle-mediated transport, Golgi to endoplasmic reticulum. The transcript has 5 exons. NCBI's taxonomy places the organism in Eukaryota, Metazoa, Chordata, Actinopteri, Cyprinodontiformes, Fundulidae. Gene Ontology annotation, molecular function: phosphatidylinositol-4-phosphate binding. Gene Ontology annotation, cellular component: Golgi cisterna; cytosol; trans-Golgi network. The record is from RefSeq and is a predicted model, not a curated record.
UGUCGGCUCGGAGCCUCAUUCGACGUCAGUGCCACCGCCACCAUGUUGGAUCAGGAAGUGGGCUGAGUCUUCACAAGAAUACCGAGCGCAGCUUAGCGUCAACGGCCGCCGUCUCUUCUCGGCCGACUCGUCUUUCGCCUCCUUGAUUUAUUUCCCCCCCUCCCUUCCCUCCCUCACACGUCUGAAACUCGGUGUACAUGCUGCACGGCUCCCUAUCUGACCGAGGUAGGCUUCCGUCUUCGACCGUCCCGCAGCCCCAGCUAUGACUUCUCUCACGCAGAGAUCCUCGGGCCUCGUCCAGCGGCGGACCGAGGCCAUUCGCAGCGCCGCCGCCGCCGAGAAGGAGAAGGACUCCGGCGGGGAGGAGGACGAAGCUCGCCGAGGGGAAGAGGACGAGGAGGACAAGGGGGACUCCAAGGAAACCAGACUGACGCUCAUGGAAGAAGUCCUGCUUCUGGGCCUCAAGGACCGAGAGGGCUACACGUCUUUCUGGAACGACUGUAUUUCUUCCGGCCUCCGCGGCUGUAUGCUGGUAGAACUGGCCCUCAGAGGAAGGAUACAGCUGGAGGCCUGCGGCGUGAGGAGGAAAAGCCUGCUGGCACGAAAGGUUAUCUGUAAGUCGGAUGCCCCUACAGGAGACGUGCUGCUGGAUGAGGCCCUGAAGCACAUUAAAGACACCCAGCCUCCAGAGACGGUGCAGAGCUGGAUAGAGCUCCUCAGCGGAGAGACCUGGAAUCCCCUGAAGCUCCACUACCAGCUGCGGAACGUCCGAGAACGUCUGGCUAAGAACCUGGUGGAGAAGGGGGUCCUCACCACGGAGAAACAGAACUUCCUGCUCUUUGACAUGACCACACACCCGCUCACCAACAGCACCAUUAAGCAGCGCCUUGUCAAGAAGGUCCAGGACUCGGUCCUGGAGAAGUGGGUCAACGAUCCCCACCGCAUGGACAAGCGGGUGCUCUCCCUGAUCCUCCUGGCUCACUCGUCCGACGUUCUCGAGAACGCCUUCGCCCCGCUCCAGGACGACCAGUACGACCUGGGCAUGAAGAGGGUCCAUACCCUGCUGGAGCUGGAGCCCGAGAAGGAGAGCACAAAGCCCAGCGCCAACGAACUCAUGUGGGCUGUGGUGGCUGCGUUUACUAAAUGAAAACGCCUGACUGGUCUGGACUGAAAAGAUCUGGCUGUGGUCUGGGUUAUUUAAUUGAUUUGAAGGACUUAACGAGACAGACUUCACUUAAAUGAGACAAUCUAUUCUGGUUGAGGAGCCUGUUUAUACAUCUAUUCUGGAUGACAUUUUUUUUUUUUUUUUUUUUUUUAGUUUUUUUCGGGUGGUAGUCCAUAUUAACAAAGUGCAGUCUGAGUGGUGGUGGGCUUCACCAAGUAACUGUUGAUUGGAUGGAAGGGUGUCUGAAUGGAAACCGACGACGGGCUGCUUUCACAUACGAGAGGUAAGUGGAUCUUCCACCGCGGACUACGGAUCCAUUUAAAACCAUCAACACUACGAGCGAGCGAGCUUCUGCUUGCGUUGGAUGACACCAGAGAGCACGGCACGUGGCGACUGUAGUCAUGGUGAAUAUGAAGAAACCGACCAGGGCAGAGUUUUUGCGUCAAAUUUAAAAAAGGAGGAAAAAAAACGCCACCUGCAUUGCUUCAAGGUCUGACCAUGGACCAGUCUCCGUACGCUCCCUCAUGCUAACUCAAGGAUUAGAAGAUCACAAAGCUAUAGAUGCUCUUUGCACUCACGGACCCCCUCCCCCCCCUUGCGCCUCCACCAGCUCAUUCCCGCCGCGUCGAGGAGAAAAAACGCUCACCGUUACUGUUAGAACAGACUACCUGAAUGUUUUGCAGAUUCUCACGUUCUUUUUUUGUCCUCAAAUGCUUUUUUUUUUUUUUUUUUUUUUCCCCUCCCCUCUUCCUCAUUGCAUCCUGAGGAAGAAAGGAAGGCUUAAAAAACACCAGAGUUCAGUUCUUGCACGGUGGACGGCAAGGUGAGUCGGUUGACCCUCAGAGACUUAAACCAAGAAUUUAACCUCGAGUGUAUUAAAAUGAAAAAAAAAAAAGUUUUUUUGUUAUGUUCUUUUUUUUUUUAUUUUAUUUUUUUUUUCUCCCCCGAGGGUCCAUUCUGUGUUUAGAGGACGUGGCUAGUCUCACCGUAGUUGUUUAUGUUGUUAGCUGAUGCUCGGACUAGCCUUUCAUUUAUCACCUAUUAUGCUCAGUCUUUACCCUUUUUUAGGUUGGAUUGUAUUUAUAGGCAUUUUACAGGGUUGCAUAACAUAAAUUAUGAACCUUAGCAACUAUGACAAAAAAAAUUAAAUAACAAUAGCUCCCUUUUGUAGACGGCUUCUGAUUAAUAAGAGCUUCUGCUUACGUUUCUGAGUGUGAAUUAAGACGUAAAGGUUUCCCGGCAGAUAUGAAUCUCAGAUCGGGGGUCGUUGGCGACGAGAGUUACGGGGGUUACUUGGAGAAAUGGGCUGGGAAUCGUUUUUGCUAGACGGGUUUGUUUCCGUUUUGUAAAUGUUAGUGACCGUUCACCUUUUUUUUUUUUUUGUUCUUCAUAAUAAUCAAAGCGCAUCUCACCGAAUACCGAUGGUUUUCUAGCCAUGACCAUUUAAGAGUCUUGUUAAUGUGGAAGUAUUCGUUUAGAUCGUUAUCAGCUUUACAAAAGUCGUAGGCCUAGUUUCCCGCUCAGCCGACCCACGAGCUUGACUGUAAACUGUUUUCCGUCUGCGGAGGAAAUCGCGUCUGGGAAUUGUGGGUAAAACUCAAGAGAAGAGGAAGUGCAUCCUUCGGAUGAGGCGGCCCUUAAAGGUUACAUCUUGCAAUUAACGAGUCUGUACUUUUUUUUUUUUUUUUUUUAUCUAGUCCUAAAUCACAUGCAGAUUUUGUAAAGACAAAACAAAAAUCAUGUGGAUAAUGAAUUGUUCAGAAGAUGGAGGGGUUACUUGGGCCCAAAUGAAUCCAGACGAAUAGAAUCUGCAGUCUAUUAGAACAAAAACUAACACCAAAAACACGAUUUAGAGCCCGUAAUCUUUGUAUAAUGUGAAAUUCCUUUUUGUUCGAUGGCAUACAUAAUGCUUCUUUUUUUUUUUUUUCUUUUCUGUUUGGUUUUAAUUUCUACAUGCAACAUACCGAGGGGUAUGAAGAACUGUUCCAACGCGUUUACAGCAAAGAGACCAUGCAUGCUAUUGGUGGAGGGGCAGUGGUACUUAACGGAUGUAGCUACAAAGAACAGGCUUGUAUGUAAUUAUUUGUCAUUUUACGUGUACGAUCUAAUGGAGUUAAAUGAAAGGGAUCUACUCUGCUAUUCUCUAUAAUUCUGUAUGCUUUCUUUUGUAUUACCACAGAAAAUAAAGUAAGGAUCCUUUAAGUGCCUGAA